Messenger RNA from Dinoponera quadriceps, 447 nucleotides. Its product is annotated as proline-rich protein 4-like. The transcript is spliced from 4 exons. Lineage: Eukaryota; Metazoa; Arthropoda; Insecta; Hymenoptera; Formicidae. The record is from RefSeq and is a predicted model, not a curated record. Bases 1 to 447 code for a protein of 148 amino acids.
AUGAAUCAAAUUAUUUUGUUGUUGAGUCUCGCGUCGUUUAGCGGCGUAGUGUUCGCUGGCUACGAGGAGGACCAUGGUGGUUCAACAUACGAAGAGAAAACGAAGCAUGUGGAGAUACCGAUAAUCAAGAAAUACGCCAUACCUAUUCCGCACCCUGUGCCGGUCGAAGUGCCCAAGGAAAUUAAAAUACCAGUGCCUCAACCCUAUAAAGUACCAAUCGAAAUUCCUCAUCCGUAUCCGGUCGAGGUGGUCAAACACGUUGAGAUUCCCAUCGAGAAGCCUGAGCCUGUCAUUGUAGAGAAACAUGUGCCUUAUGUCGUCGAGAAGCCGUAUCCCGUCUACGUAGAAAAGAAAUUCCCCGUGCCGGUGGCGAAACCGUAUCCCGUCCACGUCCCGAUAUACAAACACGUGGUUCACUACACGUCUAAGGGUAAAGGAUGGCAUUAA